Prorocentrum cordatum is the source of this 581-nucleotide messenger RNA. NCBI's taxonomy places the organism in Eukaryota, Dinophyceae, Prorocentrales, Prorocentraceae. The record is from the annotation of a GenBank genome assembly.
GCGAACAUGUCGGAAGAUGGCCCAGCCGUGGUGCAGUUCAGGGUCAUCGGCGAGAAUUUUGACCUCGAGUUCGAGUCCGAGAUGGCCAUCCGGGACGUGAAGAAGAUCGUCGCGGAGGAGAGCGGCAUUCAGCCCGAGCACAUGCGGCUGCUCUACAAGGGCAGGCUCUUGAAGGACGCUCUUACCCUUGAGCAGGAGGGGUACGAUGCUGCCGAGCCAGUGAACGUGCUCUACACCGCAGGCCACACAGCCCUCGUCGGCGGCAGCCAGAAGCAGGAGUUCUGGUUCGUUUUCGUCGCCGUGGCCUUCGCCACGCAUGGCGUCUGGAAGCACACCCUGGCCCAAAAUUGCGCGUUGGUGCUGCGAUUCAGGUCUCCGUGGGCCUUGUUUCGGUGCAGGCAAGCUUGCCAAUUUAUUGUGCUCUUCGUUCAGUUCAUCUCAGCGCCAGGUGAUUCGCAACCCAUUUAAUCCGCCAGUGCGUGGCAUCCCGGGGUCCAAGGGCAGCCGCUGCUCGCGCAUGUCUGGCCGCCCGGGCGGCAUGGGCCUCAUCCGCAAGUACGGCAUCAUGAUGAAGCGCCAGG